GAAGCUGUUAGCUUUAUCUUUUGAAAAUAAUAAUGAAAUAUGGAUCAUGUUUUAUACAAAUUAUGCAGGUAGUCCCAAAAAAAAAAAAAUGGUAUAGAACAUUGACAUAUUACUUUGAGAGCUGAAUCUCCACCUUGUUAGAUGGUGGCUGAGAUAUCAAUUUUAAGGUUGUGUUUUAAUGGGCUUUAGGAAUUAUGCAAAUGUCAUAUGGUCACAAAAUUUAUAUGUAAAAAGAAAGUAAAUGGAGAAUAUUGUCUGUAAAUUUUAUGGCUACUUUUAUAUUUAAUGCCUUUUUUAUUUGAAUAUAUAUAAUUCAAAUACUAUCAAAAUUUUCUUCGACUAUUUUUUUAAAUUUCUAAUCUAUUACUUUUUUUAAAGGAUCUAUUUUUAAAUCAUUUAUAUCGAUGAAACUAUUAUUAUGCGUAUAAAAUUUUUUUAAAAUCAAUUGUUAAUUUCAAUCCUUCAAUCUCAUAUCAACUGAUUUAAAAGAUCAGUUGUUCUUCGAAUAUUUUAAACACAGAACUUUGUAUUAAAUCGUUAAAUUCCAAAACUGUUUUUAACUAUAAUAUAUGGGUUUGGUUGUGUCUCUUUUUUGAAUCAAAACAGUCAUUAUCGGAUCUUAAUCUAGCCCGGCCCACAAGAAUAUGUGCCAUUCACGCUUUCAAAGGGCGCGUCUCUUCUGAUGCCCAGAUAAGCUCCCUCCACGGCUCCACAUUUCAGGAUUUUGCAAAGAUUUUUUUUAAUUGCAAAUAAUUCUUGUAUCCACCGUUUUCAGUUAUUCUUUGGAAAUCUCGAAUGGCCUCUGAUCUCUUCCUCAAAUGAAAUUUUGAUCUAAUUUUUAUUUUUGCUGUUGCUUUUUUUGGGGGGGUUCUGAAUAGUCAUGCGAUCUCGUUUCUCGUCUUCAAAUCUACACCAUUUCUCUUCUUCGGGACUCUCUCGAUCCCCAAAACGACUCACCUCUGUCCCCGUUUUAUCUCGCGUCCCAUUCCUCUCAUCUCCUCAGUUUCGCGGUGCUGCUGUUUCAAAUUUCUACUCUCCUCUCAAGUUACAGUCAAAACGAUCGAAAAAUGUACAAAAACGAAGGCGACGAUUUCCACACGACGUCGUUCGAGUUAACGCCACCGAUGAUGAUUCGGUGGGAAUAUCUUCGUUUGAUGACUGGGUUGUUGACGAUUCAGUGGCAGCAUAUAUGUUUUCUUCAUCAAGUGAGGGGGAAGGUAGCGAUGGGGAGAUCGUGUUAAGUCCUUUGAGUGAGGUGGAUUUGCCUCCUAUCGAAGUCUCAACUGACGAAGCCGUAACCGUGACUGCCCAUCGGCUUGCUUCGAUUGGAAGGGGCCAAAAAAGACACAGGAUAUACCAUGGGCUGUUAAUCAACUUGGCUCUUAUAAUCUUCCUGACCAUGGUUCUUUUACUUGUGGAUUGGUGUGGAUGGAAAAUUGUCAGGCUACCCUUGGCGCCAUUCUACUUGACCUCCCCAUUUUUCAUGUCUUUGAUCUUAGCUUCCUGUGCAGGUUAUAUUUGUGUCCCGUUGCUUAAAACUCUUAAGUUCCGUCAAAUACUUAGGAAAGAAGGGCCUGCCAGACAUUCUCGAAAGAAGAAGACCCCAAAAAUGGGUGGACUUUUUUUUAUACCAGCUGGUAUAUCUGUUGCGAAAUUCCUAACUGGUUUUUCUUCUAUUGAAGUUUCUGCUGCAGCUGCAGCAACGUUAGCAUUUGCUGCAAUUGGACUACUUGAUGAUGUCUUAAGUUUCAUCAAGCAACACAACAGUGGCUUAUCUCCGUGUUUUAGACUACUUUUGGAGGCAGCUGUCGGAAUUUGGUUUUCUUUUUGGUUGGAUGCUACAACUUUGACGUCACCCUAUGGCAUGAAAAUGUUGGUUCCUCUCCCUGCACCACUGGGCCUUGUGUUCUUGGGAAAAUUUUACCUAUUCUUGACUUCAUUUUGUUUUGUUUCCAUGGGAAAUUGGGUUAACCUAACAGAUGAUCUUGAUGGUCUGGCUGGAGGGACUGCUGCCUUAGCUUUUAUUGGAUUGUCAAUUGCAGUGCUUCCAAUAUGCCCUGAACUUGCUAUAUUUGGAGCAUCAAUGGCGGGGGCCUGUGUUGGUUUUCUUUUGCACAACCAGUACAAAGCAUCUGUAUUCAUGGGCAAUACUGGAUCCUUGGCCCUUGGUGGCGCAUUAGCUUCAAUGGCUGCUUGUACUGGAAUGUUCUUUCCCUUAUUCAUUUCAUCUGGUUUCUUUGUUUUGGAAGCAUUAUCAGCUAUGAUGCAGGUGUUAUACUUCAAAACAACAAAGCACUUGCGGGGAAGUGGGCGCCGCUUAUUUAGAAUGGCACCUUUCCAUCAUCAUCUCGAAUUAUGCGGGCACAAAGAACCAAUGAUUGUUGCUGGCGCAUAUGUUGUAUCCUGUGUGUUGGCUUUAUUUGCUGGUUACGUAGGUCUUAUGUCGGCAUAACAUCUGUUGUGUUCUGUGUGUUGGCCCCAAUUAGUUAUUGUCAUAAAAGUUUCUUUUACCACGUUUUCUGAAUCUUUUAUUUGAUUUUUCCCGUUUAACAUUAACACCAUUGUGCUUUAGAAGAUGUGAUAUCUCUCAAUUUUAAAUACGAUAC
Messenger RNA from Durio zibethinus, 2606 nucleotides. Its product is annotated as phospho-N-acetylmuramoyl-pentapeptide-transferase homolog. Gene Ontology annotation, biological process: cell wall macromolecule biosynthetic process; cell wall organization. Gene Ontology annotation, cellular component: plasma membrane. Gene Ontology annotation, molecular function: phospho-N-acetylmuramoyl-pentapeptide-transferase activity. The record is from RefSeq and is a predicted model, not a curated record. NCBI's taxonomy places the organism in Eukaryota, Viridiplantae, Streptophyta, Magnoliopsida, Malvales, Malvaceae.